UAUCUCAGUUCCGAAAUCAAAGAAAACAAGUGAUCUACGAUUCCCGCGAUCUAACCUGCCCUUUUCUACCUUUUUCUUACACUAUUUCAAAUAAAAAUUCCUCAUUUCUUACAAUUAAUUUCCAUGGAUUCCGACAAACCCACUCCUUUCUCCGGUAAUCGGCGGGAACAUCAACCCUAAUUUUUAUCUCCAAAUUCGUCUGUAUUCAUGUAAUUCAACUUCAAUUCCAGCUGUGUCACGUGCUUUAAUUAACUUAAUAAAGAACGAGAAGGUGCUGCUUGAGCUUCCUGAAACAGAUAGUAGAGACAAUGAGGGAAGCAGAUGUGGGUCAACUUGCAGAAUCAAUUUCUGGUUCUCGAUGCACCAGAUCACAUUUACAAGCAGCAGCAGUAUGGACUGUACAAGAUAUGCUUAUUCUUGUGAAUGAAAUUGCUGCUGUUGAAGGGGACUGGCAAAAUUCUCUGUCAACUCAUCAAAAAUGGACCAUUAUAUCAGAAACUUGUACUGCACUGGGAGUAGGAAGGAAUGCAAACCAGUGCCGCAGAAAGUGGCAGUCCUUGCUUGCUGAUUACAAUCUUGUCAAGGAAUGGAAAUUGAACUCUGGGAGUGAUUCUUACUGGUCUCUUGGGUGUGAUAGGAGAAAAGAAGCUGGUCUUCCUUUGGAAUUUGACAAAGACCUGUAUAAAGCUAUGGAGGAUUUCAUGAAGGCAUCAGAUAGAGCAGAUACAGACCCAGAAUGUGAUCCGGAUGCGGGAGAGGUUGAUGUUCUUGAUGCUGAGGAAUCCGGUCCAAAACCCAAAAAGCGAAGGCGUCGGUCAAUCCCUAAAAAACGGUUAUCUGAAGGGAGGAAACAGCCUGUAACAGAGGUAGAGCAUGUGAUUCCAGAGCCUCCUGUUGCUGAAGACAUGGAGCAAAUCCUGGCUGCGAAACUCAUGGAGAACACAGAGCUGAUCCAUGCCAUACUUGCAGGAAAUGUUACUGAAAAUGUUGACGAGGACUUGACCAGUGUAAGAAAUGAGGAGUCCCUGAAGACUGAAAAUGUUAGACGUAAAGCUGACAAGCUUGUUGAGUGCCUCGGAGAUCUUGCCAAAAAUCUGGAACACCUUUGUGGUGCAGUGGAGAAAGGUUAACAAGGUACCUCUGACCUCUAUAGCAGUUUAGCGCUAACUGACUAAUUUUAUAGGUAUAGACUUAAGUGACCAUGUCAAUUUUUGUUGAUGAUGGUAAAUCAAUUUUGUUGCUGAGAGUUACUAUAGUUAGUAUUCAAUGCUGUAUGGAUUUUUGUCUAUUUAUGGAAAUGCAGGGCUGCCCAAUUCAUCUCGGAGAUGGUCGGUAAUUUUUUAUUUUUAUUUAGGUACAUGUAUAGACUAUAUAGAGUACAUUGAGGAUGAAAAGUUUAAAAUAUGAGAUGUUUUGGGAAGUUUGGGAAAGAAGGGGGUAUUUCGAGGAACAACCUCUUAGAUUAGGGUUUUUGUCAAGCCAUGGAAUUUCUUAUCACAAUGAAAAGAAAGGCAUUUAUUUUUUGGCUUUGGAAAUUCAUCAGCCAUCCACAACAUGGGAAUGGCUGAUGGCUUGAUAGCUGAUAGAUUUCAACUAUCAUCAAACUUGGAUAACAACAUAGAAGUAAUAAUAUGUGUGGAUUAUCAUUUUACCAAUGGUUUGUAAGCUAUUUGAUGGUAAAACCUCACAAUUUUUACUAUUGGCAUGGUAAUAUCUCGCCUUAUGGUGCCAUGGCGGGUAAUUAGAAAGGGCAAUCUAAAAGAUUUAUGUAUCUUGUACAAACGAACAAUGUAUAACUAAUUAAGAUUUUUGUCUAUUUAUGGAAAUGCAGGGCUGCCCAAUUCAUCUCGGAGAUGGUCGGUAAUUUUUUAUUUUUAUUUAGGUACAUGUAUAGACUAUAUAGAGUACAUUGAGGAUGAAAAGUUUAAAAUAUGAGAUGUUUUGGGAAGUUUGGGAAAGAAGGGGGUAUUUCGAGGAACAGCCUCUUAGAUUAGGGUUUUUGUCAAGCCAUGGAAUUUCUUAUCACAAUGAAAAGAAAGGCAUUUAUUUUUUGGCUUUGGAAAUUCAUCAGCCAUCCACAACAUGGGAAUGGCUGAUGGCUUGAUAGCUGAUAGAUUUCAACUAUCAUCAAACUUGGAUAACAACAUAGAAGUAAUAAUAUGUGUGGAUUAUCAUUUUACCAAUGGUUUGUAAGCUAUUUGAUGGUAAAACCUCGCAAUUUUUACUAUUGGCAUGGUAAUAUCUCGCCUUAUGGUGCCAUGGCGGGUAAUUAGAAAGGGCAAUCUAAAAGAUUUAUGUAUCUUGUACAAACGAACAAUGUAUAACUAAUUAAGAUAGUAUACAAAUGAACAAUGUCAACUAUUUUAAUUGAAUUGGUUUAAAGUUUUGAGAAUGAGACUUAAUACCUGAUUUAUUUAAACUAAAAGGGAUACAUAAAUACAAUAUGUUUUGAUUAGUAAUCUGCCAAAUCAAUCAAGGAAUGAUAAAAAUUAAAAAUCAAGAAAAGAAAUUAAGCAAAAAUAUAAAUAAAG
This is a messenger RNA of Chenopodium quinoa (quinoa), 2531 nucleotides long. RefSeq lists its product as uncharacterized. The transcript is spliced from 3 exons. The record is from RefSeq and is a predicted model, not a curated record. Bases 309 to 1130 code for a protein of 273 amino acids. Lineage: Eukaryota; Viridiplantae; Streptophyta; Magnoliopsida; Caryophyllales; Amaranthaceae.